This is a messenger RNA of Perognathus longimembris pacificus (Pacific pocket mouse), 3137 nucleotides long. It is a transcript of the gene Htr2a, whose product is annotated as 5-hydroxytryptamine receptor 2A. Gene Ontology annotation, biological process: chemical synaptic transmission; G protein-coupled receptor signaling pathway, coupled to cyclic nucleotide second messenger. Bases 1037 to 2452 code for a protein of 471 amino acids. The transcript is spliced from 3 exons. The record is from RefSeq and is a predicted model, not a curated record. Gene Ontology annotation, cellular component: plasma membrane; dendrite. Gene Ontology annotation, molecular function: G protein-coupled serotonin receptor activity; neurotransmitter receptor activity. NCBI's taxonomy places the organism in Eukaryota, Metazoa, Chordata, Mammalia, Rodentia, Heteromyidae.
GCCUGCGCCAGGACAGCGCUCGCUCGGGGAGGGAGGACCCAGCAGAGCGGUGACAGAGGCAGUCGGAGCCCGCACACAUCUCCCAGCCCUGGAACUGGCUGGACUCUUGCAUGCAGUUCUGGAAGUCAGCAAAACUGAAAUCAAAUUACGCUCCUAUUAUGCUACAAGCUCCAGGAGAAAAGAUUCUGCAUUGGCUGAAUUAUCACACAAGAUGGAGCAAGUCACAGAAUAAGACCAAGGGUGUUCUGGGUGGACUGUGGAGACGUGGAGACAGAUGUAAGUUCUCUCAUUGCUGUAUUUGAUUACUGUGUCAUUGUCUCUCGUGUUGGCAAUCAUGUGUGACCCAGAUGUAAUCAUUUCUAUGAGAAUUCUGUGGGGGACGGGAGUUGCCGACUAAUCCUCAGGACUUUUUUUUUCUUUUUCCUUUCAUUAAUGAAGCAACAGAAUCAAAGCAGAAAUUCCUAGCAGCGGCAGCAAUUCAGCCAAAGACUGACUGAGAAUAGUAGCCCCAAGUACAUUCAAUUAUUAUGAGAUUAACACUGCAUGUGUUUUUAAUUGACUUUCUGAAUGUAGACAGCACACACGCCUGCUGUGUCGGAUUGCAUGCUAUGUUAGCCGUGCUGUGGCUAAGCUAAAGUGAUCAGCUCAUCCAACCAGAGAGAGAACGAGAUUCCAUGGACUUACAAAACUUUUCUUCCUUAGCCAGGAGCACAUUUGGCUCCCGGUUGCUUAAAAGUCUGCAGCCUCUAUCUUAAAAGUUGAUACUGCUUUUUUUUUUGCCUUUGUUUUUGGUGGGAAAAAAAAUAGAUACCCCCCACCACCACCAGUGGACUCUUACUAAAAUUAUGAAAGAAGAAAUUCGAAAGCACUAAAGAUAGUUCUUUAAGUAUUGCUGUAAUCCUGAGAGCAAAAGGACACCACAUGAAUACCAGCCUCACUAUGACUGAAAGCCAAGGACAGAAAGAUGAAUGGUGAGCGAAGGCUCUAACUUGUUCAUCUUCCGACACGUACAUCUGCUACAAGUUCUAGCUUAGCCAUGGAUAUUCUUUGUGAAGAAAAUACUUCUCUGAGCUCAACUCUGAACUCCUUCAUACAAUUAAAUGAUGAUCCCCAGCUCUACAAUCAUGGCUUUAAUUCUGCAGAAGCCAACACUUCGGAUACAUUUAACUGGACCAUAGAUUGUGAAAAUCGAACCAACCUUUCAUGCGAAGGGUACCUCCCACCGUCGUGUUUCUCCAUCUUUCACCUCCAGGAAAAGAACUGGUCUGCUUUAUUGACCACCAUAGUGAUUAUUCUGACCAUUGCUGGAAACAUACUCGUCAUCAUGGCAGUGUCCCUAGAGAAAAAGCUGCAGAAUGCCACCAACUAUUUCCUGAUGUCACUUGCCAUUGCUGAUAUGCUGCUGGGCUUCCUUGUCAUGCCCGUGUCCAUGCUAACCAUCCUGUAUGGGUACAGGUGGCCUCUGCCCAGCAAGUUGUGCGCCGUGUGGAUUUACCUGGAUGUGCUCUUCUCUACCGCCUCCAUCAUGCACCUCUGUGCCAUCUCCUUGGACCGUUACGUGGCCAUCCAGAACCCCAUCCACCACAGCCGCUUCAACUCCAGAACUAAGGCCUUCCUGAAAAUCAUCGCUGUGUGGACCAUAUCCGUAGGUAUAUCCAUGCCAAUCCCAGUGUUUGGGCUGCAAGAUGACUCCAAGGUCUUUAAGGAAGGGAGUUGCCUACUUGCAGAUGAUAACUUUGUCCUGAUUGGCUCUUUUGUGGCAUUUUUCAUCCCCUUAACUAUCAUGGUGAUCACCUACUUUCUAACUAUCAAGUCACUCCAGAAAGAAGCUACGCUGUGUGUGAGUGAUCUUGGCACACGGGCCAAAUUAACUUCUUUCAGCUUCCUCCCCCAGAGUUCUCUGUCUUCAGAAAAGCUCUUCCAGAGGUCAAUCCACAGGGAGCCAGGAUCCUAUGCAGGCAGGAGGACUAUGCAGUCCAUCAGCAAUGAGCAGAAAGCUUGCAAGGUGCUGGGCAUUGUCUUCUUUCUAUUUGUGGUAAUGUGGUGCCCAUUCUUCAUCACGAACAUCAUGGCGGUCAUCUGCAAAGAGUCGUGCAACGAAGAUGUCAUUGGAGCCUUGCUUAAUGUAUUUGUUUGGAUUGGAUACCUCUCCUCAGCUGUCAACCCACUGGUCUACACAUUGUUCAAUAAGACUUACAGGUCAGCCUUUUCACGGUACAUUCAAUGUCAGUACAAAGAAAACAAAAAACCACUGCAACUAAUUUUAGUGAACACUUUGCCUACAUUGGCCUACAAGUCCAGUCAACUCCAAGGGGGACCAAAACAGAAUUCCAAGAUAGAGGCCAAGGCAACAGAUAAUGACUGCUGUAUGACUACUCUGGGGAAACCACAUUCCGAAGAUCCUUGUACAGACAGUAUCGACACGGUGAAUGAAAAGGUUAGCUGUGUGUGAAAGCGUGGUUGCCAUGGAAACUGAACAGGGCACUCAAACAAUUUUUCACCCAUCUGGAGGGGGUGGGAGGGGCAGGAGAAAUAUAGGGAGACUGGAAAAAAAGAAUUAGGCCACUCUGGUGGAACUGAUUAUAAUAUCAAUAUGCCUCAUUACAUUCUGUCAUUGAGAAGCAGGGUUCAAUGCCACAGAAUGUGCCCUUCAAAAAUGUCUGACAACAUGUCAGCUGUGAGCUUUAUGAUACUUUGAACAUUGUAAAUGAUGUCUUUGGCAUAAUUAACUUUUACUGUGCAAUUACAAUGAGGUCCUAAGUAACUCUAACUUAACUUCUAGUAUCAAAUGGACUACUGGCUGCAAUGUUGUUGAUUGACAGCAUAGGAUUGAGUUGGUUAUCUACUGCUGUAAAUAAAAAAAAGAGCUAUAAAUAGUGAAAAUGUGUUGAAUAGAAUGGCUUCUAAAAUCAAGAAAAAUUAUCUUUAUAAUUCACCAUGACACAUAUUUUGAAAGGAGAAAAGAGACUAACUAUAGUAUUAUGAAAUCUGUAUAGUUAAGAUAAUUAAACACAAUACUUGACAACAUUUGCAUUCCUGCUUUUUUAUAGAUGCCACCUUGCAACUGUCACAAGAUUGUUGGCAUUUGCUGUGUUUCAAGUUAAUUCUUCUCAGAAGUAAAAAAAAAAAAAAAGAUU